Molecule: messenger RNA, 1212 nt
Organism: Andrographis paniculata
Lineage: Eukaryota; Viridiplantae; Streptophyta; Magnoliopsida; Lamiales; Acanthaceae
Product: alpha-galactosidase 1-like
Exons: 15
Coding region: 1-1212 (403 amino acids)
Biological process (GO): carbohydrate metabolic process
Molecular function (GO): hydrolase activity, hydrolyzing O-glycosyl compounds
Source: RefSeq, a predicted model, not a curated record
AUGGAGUCGCCAAUACUUUCAUUGCUCGCCUGCUUGCUGCUGCUCAUUGGCGCUGUGUCCGUUUCUUCUCGCGACGAUUCUAGAAGCUUAUUAAUUCGGCGCCAUCUGCUCGGCAAUGGCUUGGCCUCUACUCCUCCAAUGGGGUGGAAUAGCUGGAAUCAUUUUCUCUGCAACAUUGAUGAAAAAAUCAUCAAAGAAACAGCCGAUACUCUGGUCUCAACCGGUCUUGCUAAGCUUGGAUACAAGUUUGUUAACAUAGAUGAUUGCUGGGCUGAAGGUUCUCGUGACUCUAAGGGUAAUCUAGUGCCAAAGAAAUCCACAUUUCCAUCUGGUAUUAAGGCUCUGGCUGAUUAUGUUCAUAGCAAGGGGCUUAAGCUAGGAAUAUACUCUGAUGCCGGGUUUUACACUUGCAGCAAAACAAUGCCUGGUUCACUUGGCCAUGAAGAGCAAGAUGCCCAAACCUUCGCCUCAUGGGGUAUCGAUUAUUUGAAGUACGAUAACUGUCACAACGACCAUACAAGCCCUACUCUUCGAUAUCCGGUGAUGACCCGUGCACUUAUGAAAACUGGGAGGCCAAUCUUCUUUUCCCUAUGUGAAUGGGGAGAUAUGCACCCAGCCCUCUGGGGAUAUGCUGUAGGAAACAGCUGGAGAACCACAAAUGAUAUAUCUGAUACGUGGGAGAGCAUGGUGUCUCGAGCAGAUCAGAAUGAAGUUUAUGCAGAAUACGCUCGACCCGGUGGCUGGAAUGAUCCAGAUAUGCUACAGAUUGGAAAUGGAGGGAUGACAAGAGAUGAGUACAUUAUUCACUUCAGUAUAUGGGCAAUUUCUAAGGCUCCUCUACUUAUCGGUUGUGAUGUAAGAAAGAUGAGCAACGAAACGAUGCAAAUUCUAGCGAAUAAGGAGGUCAUCGCCGUUAACCAAGAUAAAGUGGGUGUUCAAGGUAAAAAAGUGAGGAUGGAAGGUGACUUGGAGGUUUGGGCAGGGGCCGUGUCCGGAAAUCGUAUAAUAGUAUUGCUGGUAAACCGGGGAUGGUGGGUUGCGGACAUUGUGGCUCACUGGAAUGACAUAGGGAUGCCUCCCUCCACUCCGGCUCAAGCCAGAGACCUCUGGCAGCACAAGACUUUGAAGCAGACGCUCGUAGGGAAUUUGAGUGCAACAGUAGAGCCCCAUGGUUGCAAGAUGUUUGUGCUCAAACCAGUCUUUGUAAUUUGA